AAUCACGGGUCAUUUUGGUGAGGGGCUCUGGAGAGAAUGUUGAUGAGAAAAGAACAUAUCUACGGCGGAAGUACCGGGAAAGUGGGAGGGAAAAAAAGUUUCGACAACUCUAGAUUGCGAAUAACACCGGUAUAGCAUGAUGAAAACAAACUUCUGUUAGGUAAAUACUUUUAUGAUCGGAAAAUAACUUUAUAGUCUUACUUUCGAGUUCACAAUGGGACUCCCAACUCUGGAGUUUAGCGAUUCUUUUCUGGAUAGCCCUGAUUUCAGAGAACGGCUAAAAUAUCAUGAAAUAGAGUUGGACCGAACAAACAAAUUCAUCAAAGAACUGAUCAAAGACGGGAAUAUGUUGAUAACGGCGCUAAAGAAUCUGUCUACUGCUGUCCAGAAGUUCUCUCAGUCCCUCCAGGAGUUCCAGUUUGAGUGUAUAGGAGACGCAGAGACGGACGACGAGGUCAAUAUCGCCCAGUCGUUCAAGGAGUUCUCCCAGCUACUGAACACAGUGGAAGAGGAGAGGAGACGCUUGGUAACAAUUCUGUUAUUUACUCUAUUAAUAUCCUCUUUAUGCAUGAGAAAGUGGUCAUCAACUUCAUUGUUCCAUUUUAAUUUAGUACAGAUUAGAUCCGUCCUAUCAGAUAUUGCAGCUGUAGGCCUAUUACAGAUGAAAUGCUAA
Oncorhynchus kisutch (coho salmon) is the source of this 673-nucleotide messenger RNA. Its product is annotated as rho GTPase-activating protein 42-like. Lineage: Eukaryota; Metazoa; Chordata; Actinopteri; Salmoniformes; Salmonidae. The transcript has 4 exons. Gene Ontology annotation, molecular function: protein binding; GTPase activator activity. Gene Ontology annotation, cellular component: cytoplasm. The record is from RefSeq and is a predicted model, not a curated record. Bases 215 to 673 code for a protein of 152 amino acids.